Molecule: messenger RNA, 1553 nt
Organism: Cucurbita moschata (crookneck pumpkin)
Lineage: Eukaryota; Viridiplantae; Streptophyta; Magnoliopsida; Cucurbitales; Cucurbitaceae
Product: lipase-like
Exons: 8
Coding region: 150-1487 (445 amino acids)
Source: RefSeq, a predicted model, not a curated record
UGCAAGCCAUGCAAUGCAACACACAGCUCACGUGUCGUAGCACGUGCUCAAACCCAUCCAUCGCCUGACUUCCUCCUCUUCCUCUAUAUUACUACUUCGCCUAAUUCUAAACAACCACCGUCUGUGGCGGCGAUAAUCGACUCAUAAAAAUGAUCGCUGCUUCAUGGGUUGCUCUAAUUUUCCUCUUAUGUGAACUGUUUUUGAGUUCUGUGGUUCAUUCCAUUUAUGGUUUGUAUAUUUUUACCUCCGCCGUAGCCGGCGAUGUUUCAGAAGCGCUCAAUUUCAGCUUGAGAAACUUCAAAUUGGUCAAUUUUGAGCCAAAAACAGUGCCACCGUCGAGCAAUUUUGAGCAGCAUCUUCCACCAAUCGUCUUGGUCCAUGGAAUCUUUGGGUUUGGAAAAGGGAGAUUGGGAAGCUUAUCGUAUUUUGCCGGAGCUGAGAACAAAGACGAACGGGUUCUAGUCCCUGAUUUGGGAUCCUUAACCAGCAUUUACGACAGGGCUCGUGAAUUGUUCUUCUAUUUGAAAGGUGGGCUUGUCGAUUACGGUGAAGAACACAGCAGAGAUUGUGGGCACUCGCGAUUCGGCCGGCUGUAUGAACAAGGGCAGUACCCUGAAUGGGACGAGGAUCAUCCUGUUCACUUCGUGGGGCAUUCGGCCGGAGCUCAGGUUGCUCGUCUGCUCCAACAGAUGCUCGCCGACAAGGCAUUCGAGGGCCACCGCAACACUUCGGAGAAUUGGGUUUUGAGCAUUACGGCCUUGUCUGGGGCGUUCAAUGGAACUACGAGAACUUAUUUGGAUGGAAUGCAACCAGAAGAUGGGGAAACCAUGAAACCUAUAAGUCUGCUACAGCUGUGUCGAGUUGGGGUAAUAGCUUACGACUGGUUGGACAUAGGGUGGUUGAAAAAGUAUUACAACUUCGGAUUCGAUCACUUCAACAUGUCGUGGAAGAAGAAGGGUGUUUUGGGUCUGAUGAAAUGUGCGUUGGGAAAAGAAGGUCCGUUUGCUUAUGGAGAUUGGAUUCUGCCUGAUCUUACAAUCCAAGGAUCGAUGCGAUUGAACAGCCGCCUGCAGACCUUCAAUACCACAUACUAUUUCAGCUACGCUACGAAGGCGCCUGCAAGAAGGAUCUUUGGAAUCCACCCCCUGCUUUCUAUCAGAGCUUUGCAAAUGAGCCGGUGGCGCUUUCCGUCUGACCUCUCGCCGCCGUAUAAAGGCUAUCGGGAUGAGGAUUGGCACGACAAUGAUGGAGCUUUAAACACAAUAUCCAUGACUCACCCACGUUUUCCAAUUGAAAAUCCAAGCCAUUUUGUUCAUAAUCGAUCUCAAUCUCAGUCUUGGGAACCUGGCAUCUGGUACUACAAGAUUGUAGAGGCAGAUCACAUAUCAUUCAUCAUUAAUCGAGAGCGAGCAGGAGCUCAAUUCGAUCUGAUAUACAACGAGAUUUUUGAGCGAUGUAGAAAACAUGUAUUUAGAAGAAACAACUGAUCCUGCCAAACCAAGAACACUGAAAUGCAAUCGUAAAAGAGAAUCAACACAAUUUUUUACUUUCUU